This is a messenger RNA of Erigeron canadensis, 2701 nucleotides long. Its product is annotated as BTB/POZ domain-containing protein At1g63850-like. Gene Ontology annotation, molecular function: protein binding. The coding region runs from base 242 to 2158 and encodes 638 amino acids. The transcript has 2 exons. Lineage: Eukaryota; Viridiplantae; Streptophyta; Magnoliopsida; Asterales; Asteraceae. The record is from RefSeq and is a predicted model, not a curated record.
CAGUUAUUUUCUGUCUUUCACACACAACACACCUUACACACACACACACACACACACACACACACAUACACAACACCUUCUUGUAUGAACCGCCAUUAUCAUAUAGAGUAACAAACAAUAAAUCUUGUGUUGUGUACUACUACUAAACCAGUACAACUUUAGAUGCCAAAUUAACCUAAAAGACAAGAAAAAAAUACCACACCAUUUUCAUUCAUUCAUAUUCAUAAAAAUAAAGUUUCCUAUGGCACCUACAACUUCAAACCAACAUCAUCCCACCAGAAGAAAGCUUACCGCCACCUUUAGACGACGUCGUUUUAAAGAAACCACUAUUUCCGCCACCGCCACUUCCCACCACAAUCCUGCGGCCGUUUCACCGGAAAAUACUUCCUGGUGCUGCCCUCCCGCUGUAUCUUCCUACAAAUCUUCGCCAUCACCGCCGCCGCCGUUGUCACUAACCGCCACUAACCCACCACUCACUUCAAUUCCGUCGGCGCCGGAAUCUUUGAGCGAAAAGCUUCAAACUUUACAGCUGGGUUCAAAUCUUAAUAGAAAUCCAUCCAUACCCACAAUGUCAACCGCCACUACCACCGCCGUCGCCGCCAUGUACAGAAACGACGGUAACUAUCAAGAAACGUUACCAUCUUCAUUUACCCAAUUCAACACCGCCCUGACCGCCGGACUUUUAAAUACGGGAUCGUCUCCGCCGCCAGCAACCUAUAAAACAACCCGAUCCAGCCCGACCCUCUUUGAAAUGAUGGCUAAUGAACCGGAUUCAAGGAUCCCCAACAAUGUCCUUAAAAGCCCCUCAGAUGGUGGUCAAGUGAUCCCACAAUUGAUGGUUGUUGACAAGCAAUCUAUGAUGCAAAAAAGGUUGUCGGAUAUGUUAUCAUGUGGGAGCCCCGGAAACGAGUUUAAUGACCCGAGUUCGAGUGAUGUGAAGCUCACUUUGAGCUCGAAAGACGGGUUGAGUGUUUGUGUAAGUGUUCAUAGGCAAAUCUUAGCAGCUCAUAGUAGAUUUUUUGCAGAUAAAUUGUCGGAUUUUAGAAAAAAAGUAAUUGGACAACAAUUAAGAGGUUUGAUUGACAAUAUUAAUCCUUACCUUGUUGAAAUUGCUGAUUGUGAUGAUAUUGAGGUUUAUGUUGAGUCGAUUAGGUUGAUGUAUUGUAAAGAUUUAAGGAUGAAACUCAUGAAAGAUGAUGUUCCUCGGGUUCUUGGUAUCCUAAAGGUGUCAGCAGCAAUCGGGUUUGAUGCUGGGGUCUUAGCUUGUUUGGAGUAUUUAGAAGCCGCUCCAUGGGCUGAGGAUGAGGAAGAAAAGGUUGCUUCUUUAUUAUCCGAGCUUCAACUUGAAGGUGAUGGCGCCGUUGAAGUUUUAAAAAGGGUUUCAGUUGAUAUUACACCCGGGGAUGAGGAAAGUCAUGACAACCAAGAAGUACUUCUUAAACUUUUAUAUGUUGUUCUUGAAGGUAAAGAUGAAAAAGCCAGAAGAGAUAUGAAAAUUUUGAUCUCAAAAAUGCUUCAUGAAAACUUAUCUAAAAUUGAUUUAAAGAAAGAAUCUUUGUACUCUGCUUGUGACAAAUGUUUACAUUUGUUAAAACACCAUUUCUUGAAAGCUUCAGAAGGAGACCUCCAAGAUGUGGCUCAAAUCUCACGACAAUCAGGUAAUUUACAUUGGCUUCUUGACAUUUUAAUCGAUAGGCAAAUUUCUGAGGAUUUCUUGAAGUUAUGGGCAUCCCAAACCAAAUUAUCAGAAGUUCAUUCAAAAGUGCCUGCCCUAUAUAGAUAUGAAAUCAGUAAAGUAACAGCGCGACUCUUUGUUGGUAUUGGAAAAGGUCAACUUUUGGCUUCAAAAGAGUCAAGAUGCUUGCUUUUACAAACAUGGUUGGCCCCUUUUUAUGAUGACUUCACUUGGAUGAGAAGAGGGUCAAGAAAUCUAGAUCGUAAUUUAAUUGAAGAAGGGCUGAGCAAUACUAUUUUGACUUUGCCACUUGAUUGGCAGCAAGAAAUCUUGAUGUCUUGGUUUGAUCGGUUUUUGAAUUCGGGUGAUGAUUGUCCAAAUAUACAGAGAGGGUUUGAAAUUUGGUGGAAAAGGGCGUUUCGGAGAAAGCCUGAAAUGCAUAGAGAGUUUCAAAUUACAAAGACAAAUGGUGGAAACUCAUGAGAUUCGAGUAUCAUGGCUCCCCACUGUUCUUGAUAACGGUGCGUUUGUUUCAUCUUCUUUUUUGUUCAUAUAGGAAGGGUAUAUGAAAAUUUGAAUUUUCUAACUUAAGUUUACAUCGGAUAACAAGUUUUAUUUAUAAAGAAGGUAGUCACUCAACUUUAUUCGUCAUCGGAUUAUUGCCAACUUCAGUGUUCAUAGUGGUUGGAUAAUGACCCUUGAUAUCAAUAACAAUACCAGUAUGGUUCAAAAUUUGUGCAUGACCUUUGUAGUUGAAAUGAUUUGGAGCAUUUAAUGGGUAUUUCUUAUCCUCUGUUAUAUAGUUUAACUAAUGUUUGUAUUUGCUCACCUUUUAUCAAAGUGUUUUCAUGUAAAGGGUGGCUUUGUAUCUUGUCAUUUGGGAUUUAUAAACCAUUAGGGUGUCACUGAUUUUGAGAUAUCCAAGUGAUGACAUCUGGUGUUGGGGUAUGCAUUUAGAUGUCUUGGAAUCAAUUCAUUGUUUCUUGUCUGCACUUCAUGUAAUCUAACUUAUUCAUGUUCGACAAA